Messenger RNA from Oryza sativa Japonica Group (Japanese rice), 759 nucleotides. RefSeq lists its product as uncharacterized. The record is from RefSeq and is a predicted model, not a curated record. Lineage: Eukaryota; Viridiplantae; Streptophyta; Magnoliopsida; Poales; Poaceae.
CUGUUCCAACUUCCGCCGGAAUCAAAUCCAUCCGAACGCGCGUCCGCGACGGCACAUCUCAGGGUCCGCCCCACCGGCCGCACCAGCAAUUCUGCAACCGACCCGACCGAAUCCAUCCUCCCCGCCAGCCAUGGCUCCCCUGCCACCGCCGCGUCCGCCUCACCGGAGCCACCGGCGAGUCCCCGCCGCCUGCUGCCUCUUCCUACUCCUCCUCGCUCUCGUUCUCCUCCCCUCCGCCGCCGCCAAGUCAUCCCGCCGCCCCAUCACCGACAACGAGAUCCGGGAGAAGAAGAGCGCCUGCUACACCGACGUCGAGAAUGGAUUGUGGGGAUGGGCGUGCAAGUCCUCGGCGACGGAGAAGGAGAACUGCGUGCUGCGGUGCCUCUCGCCGGAGUGCUACGAUCUCAUAUACGGCGGCGACCCGCUUGAGGAAGGGGAGCUGGACUACAUCCGUGGCCACGAGUACAAGUACUGCAUGCACAAGUCUUCCCUUGGUGAAAGCUUGGAUGGUGUCAAGGGUUCCUUCAGCUAUUCAUGAAGUGCAAGGAAGUAGGAAGAGUGUUCUCCGAGCCCCAUGAAUUAUAAUACAUCUGAACCUACGGUGUGUCUUUCUGUUCCACUAGUCAAACAAGCAUACAUGUAUGAAUUCUGUUAGUCAUUGUCUCGUUGAAUCCAACAUAUAUCUUCGCUAUUCAACUGGACUAAUAAUAAGGCGAGCUUAAGCAAUAUUUUGAGCAUAAUAAAUUCAGAUUUUUUUCA